GUUAUUUUGUAAGAUCUUGUAUUCAAGGUUAUGUUUGAACGUUUUGAGUAGAAAGAGAGGCCUAUGGCACCAAGAGAAUGUUUAACUUGCUUUGGCUAUCUGGUUUGCUUAAUGCUUGUCUAAAUCUGAGCUGAGUCAAUAAAACUUUGUCCAUUGAGAGGCAGACCUUUCAGCACACAACCUGCCUGUCCCAAAAUGAAGUCUUGCAAACAUAUUUUUGUGUUGCUUUUAUUUCUCUUCUCAGGUAAGGUUGCUUUUACAUUGCUUUUUUUAAUGAUGCAAGAAUGUGGACAAGGUUUUCAGAAAUAGUUUGUAAUCUUCAAACCAACUUAAACUGGAUUUAUCCUCUAGACUUGAAAUAGGCUGAGCCCGUGUAAGUGUUUGAAAUGUAGUGUCCUUAUAUGUUUAAUGCUGAUACCUAAAUAAUUUUUUCAAAUAUAUUCUAUAAAGACAAUGGAUUUUCUAAAUGCUUUGCAAUCUCAAGAACUAUGGUACUAAAAGGAUUGGCUCGGGGAUUCUGUGGUCACAUUUAAUGUAAGCUAGGAUGCUUUUAUGCUGAAAUUUUCCAAACACCAGGUGUUUGGAUUUGCAAACUAUGACCCAUAUAGCACUGCUUAAUUAUGUAGGUACGAAGAUACAGAUUAGUCUGUUCUAUGAAACAUAUAUUGUGCCGUGCUGUAUUUUGACUCGGUCCUUUUAUUGUAUGAAUAUCCUCCAUUCCCCUCUUAUAAAUAUAUUCUCUUCUUUAUAUGAAUAUCCUCCAUUCUGCCUUUAGCUCAGGGAAGAUUAGUUAUGCUUCUCCAGACUGUCGCACCCAGGCAACUUUCAGAGCAAGAUAUGCUUAGGUUCAGCCACAGAACUGUUUCGUAUCUCAUCAGACCAUUCUCUUGCUUCAGUAAUGUUAGUGUAAUAGGCAAAAACUACACAGGAUGAUAAGCUGCACACAUUUCGUGUUGUUUCAGGGAUGCUUUCAACUGUCCCUUAAAGGGGAGGCAGCAGCUUCAUAGGAAGGAAACCUGAACGAUUUCUUUUGGGUAGGAGACCUGGAGCCUCUAACUCAAGGCUAGUCAAUUUGGUGCACUCUAAAAACGCUGUUGGACUACAAUUCCUGUCAUCCUUGACCACUGGAUUUGCUAGCUGGGGCUAAUGGGAACUGGAGUCCAACAUCUUCUGGCUACCUCAGCUCUAACUGAAGUAACUCAGCAGCCAUCUUAACUACAAGGUGUUUCUUCUUCCCACAAUCCACUUGGAGGCAGAAUGUGCAAGACUAACUUUCUGGGCUAUAUAAGUAGAGUGCAAUCAUAACCAUGAAGUCCGUGGUUCAUUAAAAACUGAGAAGGGGAUCUGAGAUCAUGGUCCCAAGGCACAUGAUGCAACAACUUCAGAAGAUCUGGGUUUGCUCAUCACUUGUAUAUCCCCUGAGCUCUAUUCAUGGAAGAAAGGAUAUAAAUAUUAAUCAAAAAAUAAUACCUUUCCAGGUGUGGCACUUUAGUUUGGUCCACUAGUUUGUCAUUGGAGGUAAUCUCAUUCACAGCAUGGUUUGUUCAUAUGUAUUUCGAUGCAAGUCAAUGCAUAGAUAAGGGACAUGCCUGCUGUGUGCAUUUGUCUUGCAACACCUGUGCAGUGGUCACUGUUUUCUUCACAUGCAUCUCUUCCCUUGGCUUGGUGAAAGGUAGGAAGGAGGGCUCUGUAGAGCAACCAGAAACCAGGGAGACAGUGGGGAGAAAGCAAAAGAGAAUGCUUCCUGUUUUGAUGGUUGUAAGAAAUGCUUUGGGUUAAACCACAGAGCCUAGGACUUGCUGAUCAGAAGGUCGGCGGUUCGAAUCCCCGCGACGUGGUGAGCUCCUGUUGUUCAGUCCCUGAUCCUGCCAACCUAGCAGUUCGAAAGCAUGUCAAAGUGCAAGUAGAUAAAUAGGUACCACUCCAGCGGGAAGGUAAAUGGCGUUUCCGUGUGCUGCUCUGGUUCGCCAGAAGCGGCUUAGUCAUGCUGGCCACAUGACCUGGAAGCUAUACGCCGGCUCCCUCGGCCAGUAAAGCAAGAUGAGCACCGCAACCCCAGAGUCGGUCACGACUGGACCUAAUGGUCAGGGGUCCCUUUACCUUUACCUAUGUGAUGUUUUAGAAAAAUAUUUCUAAUUAUCUAAUUAUUCUAAUUAUUUCUAAUAUCGUUCUAAUAACAUUUAAAAGGUCAGUGUAGAUCCAGCCAAAGAGCUGCAACCACACAGCACUCUUUAAGAUUUGGUCACAGUGGCCUUGAUGCAAAGGCCAUCUCAGCCAAUAGACAAAUUUCAUUGGACUUUGGAAGUGGUUCUAUAAAUCUGUCCACAAAAAUUAGUACCAUGUCUCCUUCAAUUCUUGGUCUUGACUCAACAAAUAUUGCAUAUCUAUAAGAGCUGCCCGAUAGAACUCAGUCUAAUGAUCACAGUCUAAAGCUGCAAUCUUCACUGGUCUACACAGAAGCAAGCACUAUUGAAUUCAAUAAGGCUUACUCCCAGGUGAAUAGGAUUAGGGUUGCCAGUAUGAUUCAGAGCAACCCUUCUUACCCUUUUAUUGGACAUCUAUAAUCUCACACAAGCAAGUGUGCCCCUCAGCUACUAAUACAGACGGUUCCUCCUUUUGUUUCAAAGCUUAAAACCAUUAUACAGUGGAUACUGUUUCUGCAUUUAGUAGCCAGACACCACUCACUGACAGCUUUCUCACUGCUGAGCUGAACAGGGCAACAAAGCAUUUUCAGUAGAUUUAGCUUUUAAUCUGCAGUUGUCUGGAUGUUAGAAGAUUACUUCUCCAAAAUAAAUAAAUAAUUUUACAAAGAUUAACAAAGUGUUAGACUAUAUGAUAAGAUUUUACUGGUGGGUUGGGUCUGCACUCAGUACUUGCAUUGAACAAAUUGGACUCUGUUUUCCCUGGUCAUUUUCCCUCAUCACUGGAUUUCGGAGCAUCUAUUUAAAGCCCAGAUUACAUAGUUAUUAUGGUCAAUGUGUAGGCAUUCCCUCCUCUGAUUCUCUCCCAUUUUGGUUUUUGCUGCAGAAAAAUCAAAUGACACACUCAUAGUGGUAAAAUAAGCUAAAGAAAGCAAUAAAUGAUUUUACUGCCUUUUACAUGAGGCCGAUAGCCUGCCUCCCUUUCCCUCAUCCUAAUGCAGAUCCCUUUAGCAAGGCAAAAUGGGUGACCUGAAGUCAUUAUGCAGCAAGUUUCUCCACCCAAAAUGUCAGCCAAUGAACUGGAGUGGGAAUGAGGGCACUCACAGUGCUAUGAUAUGACAUCAUGAGACACUGACAUGACAUCAUGAGAAGCUCACACGAUAAAGAGGCAAUCUUCAUAAUGGCAAAAUCCAAAGAAGAAGCAUCUUGAAUAAGAUCUCAGAGAGGGUGACCAUGUGUCCUACUUUGCAGAAGACAGUGCUUUAUUGAAAUAGUUGUCAGAGGAUAGCCCUUUGUUCAAAGGAGUCCUCUAUUUGAAUGGCUGCCCAGUCCUAGUCUGGUUUAAAGCAACUGGACAGUGGACUGAGUGGUCAUCUAUGUUGUGAUGGCACAUGACAACCCCAACAUGUGCCUCAACACAUCAAAAUUGCCCAGAUAAGUCACCUUUUCCCAAUAAUUUUGUUACUGUUUUUAUUAGCUGCCGCAUUUUCACCUUUUAAUCUUGCCUCUUUGCUCAUUUUCUUUUAGUUCAAGGAGAUCAGCUUGAUGAAGACUAUGUAAGAACAGAUGGUGCAUGGAUACUUGGUCAACAAAGCCAGGUCUAUAGGACCCUCAAUAUAGAAGGAUGUGCACAGAAAUGUGAAGCUGAAACAACAUUUACUUGCAGGUAACCCUGACACUGUUACAUCCUGUCAAGGAUGCCCAAAUGUCCUAAUGAUCAGUUAUGACCACAAAUGUUUUGUAUCCAUUAAGACUAGGGUAGCCAUGUGUUCUACCUAAAGAGGACAUUUCUCUCUUUGAAGGGUGCCCAAAUCUGGAUUAAAUGUGAAGAGCCAUCAGAAGAGAGAGCAGGGGUCUUGAAGUUGGCCCUCAAUGAUCAGCACAGGGGUAACCAAUGUGGUGUCCUCCUGAUGUUGUUGGACUAUCACUCCCAUCAGCCCCAGCCAGGGGGGCAAAUGUCCAGGGAUGAUGGGAAUUGUUCCACCUUGGUUUCCACACAUUGUUUUUUGGGUCCAGGUUCAGAUGACACAACAUGGUUUGUUUCCCAGGAGUACAGCGGUGGAGGAGUGAAGUGCCUGUUCAUAUGAAGCCAUAUUUUAUUUUAACUACAGUUUAAUGGGACAUGUGAAUCAGGUUGAUCACAUUUCAUAAUAACAGGCUUGAUGUAACUUCUGCCUUGAUGUAAUUUUGUAUGAAUGACUUUCAGUGAGUGAAUUCAAUGCAAUCAAAGAUGGAUAACAUUAUACUCAGAUUGCAUUCGCGCCCCAUUCACAUCUUGCCAUUUCAACAGGUCUUUUAUAUUUGCCGUCAAAGAUCAGCAAUGCAUUACACUGGGCGACAACACCAAAACAACAGUUGUGUUUAGAAGGGCAGAUGCAAUUCUCUUUGAAAAAAGAAGUAAGUGUAUACAGCUUUUGGAUAUCAUGUCUUCUCUAGCACCUUAUUCAAUGUCAUGUAUUCACAAUAUCUUACACGAUUGACAGCCGAGGCCAUUUGAAAUCUAUUUGAUGGGUGUUUUUGUCAAAGAAACAGUGCCCUGAAGAGAAAGGAAUUCCAAGGUCAUUCAUGGGCUACUGCCAUCUUUUGUCACACACGACCUUAGCCUCAGUUUAAGGGGGAAAACUAGUUAUUUGAGGAAAUGAAAAUAUAGCUGCUAAUAUUGUUUAAGGUGUGGGUAAUCUUUGGCCCUUCAGAUAUUGCCAAACUAUAACUCCCAUUAUUCUGGCCAUUGCCCAUCCUUGCUAGGGUUGUUGGGAGUUGUGGCUCAGCAACAUGUGGAGGGCCAGUGGUUUUGUGUGCCUGGUUUACAGGCUAUUCUUUAUUACUUGGAAUAAUUUCCAGAGAGAGAGAGAGAGAGAGAGAGAGAGAGAGAGAGAGAGAUGUUUGGAUUUGAUAUCCCGCUUUAUCACUACCCGAAGGAGUCUCAAAGCGGCUAACAUUCUCCUUUCCCUUCCUCCCCCACAACGAACAAUCUGUGAGGUGUGUGGGGCUGAGAGACUUCAGAGAAGUGUGACUAGCCCAAGGUCACCCAGCAGCUGCAUGUGGAGGAGCAGAGACGUGAACCCGGUUCCCCAGAUUACAAAUCUACCGCUCUUAACCACUACACCACACUGGCUCUCUGAAGAACUGAGUGGCCUAAAAUAAUUGAAAAUGGCUUGAGUUAAGCCAGAGAGGGACUGCUGAAAACUCCAGAAAUUAAUGCAGCCCUGGAGCAACUUCAACUAGAUCACUCCCUUCCAGGAAGGCUGCUCUUACGUUCUUAGUCUGGUAUCCAAUGGCUUCAUACUCAAGGUGUGAUGUUUGAUUUUAAAAAUGCUCUCAGGACCAAAGUAUACAUGACACUUCAGAUAUGUGAAUUGGAUUUCAUAGAAUCAUAGAAUCAUAGAAUCAUAGAGUUGGAAGAGACCACAAGGGCCAUCGAGUCCAACCCCCUGCCAAGCAGGAACACCAUCAGAGCACUCCUGACAUAUGGUUGUCAAGCCUCUGCUUAAAGACCUCCAAAGAAGGAGACUCCACCACACUCCUUGGCAGCAAAUUCCACUGUCAAACAGCUCUUACUGUCAGGAAGUUCUUCCUAAUGUUUAGGUGGAAUCUUCUUUCUUGUAGUUUGGAUCCAUUGCUCCGUGUCCGCUUCUCUGGAGCAGCAGAAAACAACCUUUCUCCCUCCUCUAUGUGACAUCCUUUUAUAUAUUUGAACAUGGCUAUCAUAUCACCCCUUAACCUCCUCUUCUCCAGGCUAAACAUGCCCAGCUCUCUUAGCCGUUCCUCAUAAGGCAUCGUUUCCAGGCCUUUGACCAUUUUGGUUGCCCUCCUCUGGACACGUUCCAGUUUGUCAAUGUCCUUCUUGAACUGUGGUGCCCAGAACUGGACACAGUACUCCAGGUGAGGUCUGACCAGAGCAGAAUACAGUGGCACUAUUACUUCCCUUGAUCUAGAUGCUAUACUCCUAUUGAUGCAGCCCAGAAUUGCAUUGGCUUUUUUAGCUGCCGCGUCACACUGUUGGCUCAUGUCAAGUUUGUGGUCAACCAAGACUCCUAGAUCCUUUUCACAUGUACUGCUCUCAAGCCAGGUGUCGCCCAUCUUGUAUUUGUGCCUCUCAUUUUUUUGCCCAAGUGCAAUACUUUACAUUUCCCCUGUUAAAAUUCAUCUUGUUUGUUUUGGCCCAGUUCUCUAAUCUGUCAAGGUCGUUUUGAAAUGUGAUCCUGUCCUCUGGGGUGUUAGCCACCCCUCCCAAUUUGGUGUCAUCUGCAAAUUUGAUCAGGAUGCCCUUGAGUCCAUCAUCCAAGUCGUUGAUAAAGAUGUUGAAUAAGACAUCUCACCAUCAUUUUCCUAGCUUAAAAUCACAAAACAUUAAUGUUCUUAUAGGAUGCCUUCCUUGUAGCCUUCCCCAUCCUGGUGCCUUCCAGACGUUUUGGACUAUAACUCCCAUCAUCACUGAUCACUGACUGGGGCAGAUAGGAGUUACACUCCAACAACAUCUGGACUGCAGCAGGUUGAAGAAGGCUGUCUAUAUGCCAUGCAGCUUAGUGGUGGGAGUUAAUUGGGAAAACUAGAUCACUCCCCUCCAGGAAGGCUGCUCUUACGUUCUUAGUCCAAAAUUCGCUAAACAAGUAUGCUCAUGUUCCCAUCAGCAGUUGAGAAAUAGGUCAUGUCAGCCAAGAUCUUGACAUUUCACGGACACUUCAAGACUGCUCCCAAAGGCUGCUCUGGGAUUUCUUCAAGGGUGGAGAGGAAACAGCCAGCAAGGGAACAGAUGUCUCCUGUAGGAGGAUAUUUGGCAAUGACUUCCUCAUUUCUUUCUCUGCAGUAGUGCUGGGCUAAUACACAGGAGAUCUUCAAACACAGCCUUUGAUGUGGUGUUGGCAAUAGAUAUCCCAAGAAAAUGAAAUCCCCAUUGCCUGUAUGCAAUUGUUUGCCUAUCUCUAAGUGUACAUGCUAGAUUAUAGAUUGUGAAGGUCUUUAAAGAUCUUCAUUUAUCUCUUUUGUUUUUCCAAAUCUGUGAUGCAAAGACAUUGCCACUGUCUGUAUUGCAUUUCUCUCACAUGAAACAUAAUUCCUUUUUCUGACCCUCCUCCACAAAUACUAAAAGUAGACAGAGUUUGCUAUAAUUGCUUCCCAUGCACAGAGGUUUGUGCCAGCUGUCGCAAUGAUGUGACUUCAUUGAUGUACUUAAUUGAAAACAACAAAAACAACUUUUUAGAGUGGUGUGUUUCUUAUAAACUGGGUAUUUUAUUUACUCCCUUUCCCAGUAUGGUUAGCAUUUAAUUAGCUAGAGUUAGCACAAUCAACAGAUUGUUUCACAUGCACUUUUUAAAUGCAGGAUUAACUUCUGUUGAAGCAAAUUGAGAAACUCUUCACUUGCACCUUUUAAUAUGAGACUAACUUCACUUGAAUCAAUUUUGGAAAAGUGUUCCUGUCUGCUGCACUAAUUAGCAUCUGGCAGACUGUUGGCAGCACUGAAUAAAUUAUAGUUGUUUGGCAAUUCCAUUCCACCCUAUUAACAUGCUGCAGAGUCUUGCUGCAGUGACUGCAGGAAAGCUCUCUCACAUCCCGGUGUGAAUGGGCUUUUCCCAGGUCAUGCAAUGACUUCCAAAAGGGACUCUUAGCCAUUAAUUUAUUUCCCUAUGAACAGAGCUCUCCCCACCUGGACACACCCAUAUACCCCAAUGCUACACAGCCACCAACAGUGGCUUGCUAGUUUCUUUUGAUGUUUCCACACUUUGGGGCCACUUCCAGACCGACAGUUUAUUUGCAAAAUAUUUAGUUCUUAUCCCACACUUUUCUCAUGGAAUCAUCCUGUCAUUUUCUAGCCACAAGCAGUCAAGUAAGAAAACAGAUGAAACUUUGCAACAGAAAGUGGGGAAUGGCAACCACUAGCUGACAAUGGACCCCUCAAAAAAAAAUUUUUUGUGCGUGCAUUCAUGAUUAUUUGUGCUCAUGAUGGCAUUGGGGCUGUUAUACGUGAGAUGGAUUCCAGUACUUUUUGCACCUGCAAAUGUUUCAGGGCAGGCAUACUGCUGUAUUUCCAGCUGGCACAUGCCUCAAUUCUUCUUGCUGAAAUCCUGUACUUUAAAAAAAAAAUACCACAAAUGUUCUGGGGGAAGGAGAAGUUGUCCUGCUUUUGUUACAGCACAAGAAUGCCCCUGUAGAUGGCGAUAAUGUGGCAACACUGAAGAAGCACCACAGAACAAUGAAGAAAGCCAAAUGAUGUGUGGAUGGUCCAGCAUUAAUCCACCACUGACACACUAUUAUUGUGUUAAUGGCAUGUUGCAGAAUACACCUGCAAGAAAAACACCACCCUGAAGGGGCCCAGUAUCAUAUAAGCUCCACACAAACCUAUCAGGAUGAAUGUUGCAGUCUGGAAACAUUUUGGGUAGAUUGACUUAGGCAUUAAAUAUAGAGCUGCUAUAAUGGCAUCAUGAUAUUCUACAGUAUCCAAUGAUGAAGAGUGGAGGGUGGGAGGAGGCACAAUGCCAUGACAUGGGGUAAGCAUUGCUGCUUACUGUGGGAGAAAGAAACUCAGCACAGUGCACUCAUGCUUCUUCUGGUUCACACACGAAAUGUUGUCUCUCUUGCUUGAUCUGUCUAGCCCACCCACCUUGAAGCGCGAACCAGGCUGCCACCAUUGUCUGUAACUUAUUUCAGCUGCCACAAUCGUAGGAUUGUUUCUAGUUCAGUCCACAUUUCCAUUCUUUGCAUCAGCAGCACUGAUUUGUGUGCAGAAAGGAAUGUUUUGUGUGAACCGGCCUUUCCUGGAUAGUGGCCUAAGCGUGCAGUUCGAAGGAGGGUCUGUGCCGCACCACCUGGAUUGCACUGCAUUUUGUACAGUAUUGUUCAUUUCAGUAAAUGGAAAGUCAGAACAUUAGAUUGGGGUGCAUAAAUAAAUUGUGUGUGUGUGUGUGUGUUUGUGUGUGUUCAUUAAUUCUGAGUGGUGGUGCUGUAUAGUAGCUGUAGCAAUAAUAAUGAUAAAUAAUAAUAGUAAGCAUUGUCUUUCAGUGUAUCUACUUGAAUGCAAAAGAGGAACUGGACAAGACUACAGAGGAACUGAAUCUAAAACUCAGAAUGGAGUUGCAUGCCAGAGAUGGGCAGCCACCACUCCUCAUGUACCCAGGUAUGAUCUGUUCCCAUCUGAGAAUGAGCCGCUUUCCACUUCGUGCAAUGUAUAGAUGUUCAACUAGACUUUGCUCUCUGAAAUAUGUAGGGCACAAUUCGGUAAAAGUUAGUUGUGCCUAACAAACUCCAAUUAUCUGCUUAAUUACUUGUGAGUAGGCCCCACUGACGUCUGCGCGACCAACUUCUGUGUAAAGAUGCACAACAUUGGGUUGAGAGUCCCCUUGAUUAAAGCCCAAUCUUUUGUGUGAUUUUUUAGGAUUAAGUCCCACUGAGUUAAGUAGUACUUAUUCCCAAGAAAAUGUGCAAAGGACUGCAGCUUAAGGUGGACCACCUUCUCAUAGAAACCUGUAGUGCUGCACAAAGCGACUCUUAUGCUAAUAAUAUUCUUUUUAAACCUAUUCAUGCAAAACAGUAUAAAAGAAUUGCCUUUGAACAUUAUCAAAACAAAAUAUUCAAGGUUGUCCAACUAAGUACUUCUCUGAGUAGAUCCAUUGAAAGUAAUAGACUUAAGUUAGUAAUGUCCAUUCAUUUCAAUGGGUUGUAAUCAUCAUCAUCAUAAUCAUCAUAUUCAUACCCUGCCCAUCUGGUUGGGUUGCCCCAGCCACUCUGGGUAGCUUGCAACACAUUUAAAAACAUAAUGAAAUGUCAAAUGUUAUAAACUUCCUGAUACAGGGCUGCCUUCAGAUGUCUUCUAAAAGUUGUGUAGUUCUUUAUCUCCUUGACGUCUGAUGGGAGGGUGUUGUGGUGCUAAGGAGAUCAUUUCAUCAGCGUAAGCAUUUCUGUUUGUCUCUCUCCUCUUCACGCACAUGCUGUUCUGGGGGGGAUCUCUUGAACUUCCAGAACAGAUUUGGGGGUGGAGGGAGUGUUCGGUUGCAUUAGUGGGAAUCUUUACGCUGGUUUCUGCUAGCAUAAUGGGUUCAUUCAAAAUGAAACAAUGGUCUCUGAGUAUGACUAACGUAGAACACAACCCUCAGUAAUUACACAUAGUCUUUAAAGACAUUUCUUUUGCUGCUUCUCUCUCUCUGUCUCUCUCUCUCUCUCUCUCUCGUGUAACAAACAUGCCUUUUAAGGAUUUAUGACUUUUAACCCGCUGCAAUUCAAGCCAUGAGCCAGAUGAUUGGCCAAGAAGAUAGAAUUUAUGUACUUCCUGACUGCGAUGGCAGUAAUAGGUGGCAAAAGGAUUCAUCAGAGCCUGCGUUGUUCUGCAGUGACAAUAAGUUAUAGCUCUUACGGGGAAGCAAUCCAUGCUGAAUUACUAACCUGACGUUUAGAUAGGAUAGGCAAGUAGCUAUUCAUUUCUCAGUGCCUCAUUACUGUUUGCUUUGCAUCCCUUGUGAAAAUAUUUGCCAUAUGAAUAAAGAUACUUUAGUUGUGCAGGACACCGAAAGAGCAACAGUUUUGUAUAAACUCAUGGAUGCAAAUGCAGUUGAUUCAGACCAGAGCUAGUUGUUACAGCGGAUGGGUAGCUGUGGUUGAAAGGAGCUGCAACACCAUGUCUCCCUUCUGCUCUUUCCUCCAGUAAUAGCUGCUGCUAUAAGACGUAUGGCAUGUUCAUAUUAUUGUCACAUCCCUGCCUCUGCAUGUAGCAGGCAAUGGUGUUGAAUGGGGAGAUAGCCUAUAACAGGGAUGUCCAGCUUCUAAGAGACUGCGAUCUACUCCCACUAAAUUUUUUUUUUAAAUUUGGCAGUGAUCCCAUUGUAUUGAUCCUAGUUGUUGAGCUUUUUGAGAUUUUUUUAGGGAGGAAGACCCAAGGUUGUUUGCUUGAGCUUUUUCUCAAAUUGCUUUGGCUCCCAAACAAAUCAGCUCCCGAACGAUUCAAACCUGGAAGUAAGUGUUCUGAUUUUCAAACAAUGUUAGAAGCCGAACGUCUGGCAUGGCUUCCGCGGCUUCCAUUUGGCUGCAGGAACUUCCUGCAGCCAAUCAGAAGCCGCGCUUUGAUAAGUCGGAUUCUGUUCGACUUACAAGGUACGACUGUAUUCUGUUUUCUUCUUUCUUUCUAGGUACUCGCCUACCACUAAUCCUGAUAGUGGAUUAGAAAAAAAUUACUGUAGAAAUCCGGAUAAUGAUGAGAAAGGUCCCUGGUGCUACACAACGGAUCCUUCUACAAGAUUUGAUUUUUGCAACAUCCAAGAAUGUGAAGGUGCAGUUGAGCACACCAGAAUUUUAAUUUUACAAGGCAAUUUUAAAUGCAGCAUAUACUCAAGUAUUGUUCUUUUUAAUGAUGAACAAACCCAGUUUUCACUUGUGCAUGGCCACGUUAUUCAUAAUAUCAAAAUACAAAUAUUGUAGCAGUGACUUUAUAGAAGCAUUACUCUUCUGAUUAAUUCUCACUAGCGUAAGCUGCUGUUGGGUUGUUUGGUAAUCAUUCGUAAGUGAACAGAAGAGAUCCCCAAGACUUGAUUUUAAGACACAGAAAAUUGGAUUACAGAAAAAAAUCCACCUUGGCAAUAAUUAGUCUACGUUAAUCCAAUUUUGAUGAAGCAUCAUUAUGUUUUUAUUCUAUAAUAGCCACUCUGGGAUCAUUUGGCAAAGAAGGGUCAACUAAAAGACAAUAUCACCCAUACCACACCCACACACCAGCAGUUCCAUUACCCCAACAAACAUUGUACACGUGCUCUUAAAAACAUUUUUAUAAUAGUACAUAAGACAGCGUAAUUAAAAACUUCAGGAAGGCAAUAUGAACAAAUUGCUUAUUACCUUAGAUUUUGAAGGGCAGAGUAGCUUAGCUCCGACACCUUCAAGGAACCAGUCCUGAUAUAACCUGAGCUCUAAACUUCCUAGCGGCUUUACCAGCCUUAUAAUAUAAAACCAGAACUUGAUCACUAAGUCCUAUUAUUGUGUAGAGUAAGUGGGGAGCAGAAGACCUAACAUUCCCCCAUUCCUACUGCCUGUAAGACAAGAAGACAAAGCUGCAUGACUCAAAGAGAAAUAUUUAUCCUUACAGAGCAAUGCAUGUACUGCAGCGGGGAAAACUACCAAGGCAGGGUCUCCCAAACUGAAUCUGGGCUUGAAUGCCAGGACUGGGCUUCUCAGGAACCUCAUGCUCAUGGAUAUAUUCCUUCAAAGUAAGUCACAAGUCAAAAAAACCUCACCAAUUCAACUAAUGGCAAUUACCAAUGGUGUGUGGAACAGAAUGGGGCAUAAAAGGAUAGCACAUUGAGUUAUAUGAAGGCUUCAGGCAGAAACCAUUUAUUUUGAUGAUUAAUGUAUUGCUCAAUCCCGCAGUUUCUAAACAGUGUACAGUAGGCAUACAGAAUGGAGUCCGUCACUGAUAACAUAAAAAAAACUUGGGGGUAGAAGGCAUCAGGUAAUCCUAAAGGUAUCCUAGACUCAGGUUGCUAAAGGCUUUGUAAAUUAAUACAUAAGCCUUGGACUUGGCCUUAAAGAGUUAUGUGCUGCUGCUAACCUGCCCUCGCCCACAGUCUCAGUGCAGCAUUUUGCUCCAACUGGAGCUUCUGGAUUAACCCCACAUAGGGUGCAAUGCAAUAACCAAGACUGUACUAUAGUUUCCGUUCUUCUGCCCAUUGAAAUGAAUGGAAUCUGUGUGAGAUGUCUCUGGGUGUAUCUAGGAUAUAGGAACUUCAUGUGUAGAAACUACAGAGCUCAACAUGUAAAAUAUGUGCUUGAUUCCGAAGUCUUUGGCACAUUGCUUUGCAGCUCAGUGGCAGAGCACAUGAACUGCAUGUACAAAGUCAUGAGUUCAAGGAAGCGGGAGAUGAAAAGGAUCCCUGCCUGACACCCUGACGAACCGUUGCAAUUCAUAGAAUCAUAGAGUUGGAAGAGGGACCCUGAGGAUCAUCUUGUCUAACCUCCUGCAAUGUAGGAAUAUGCCACUGUCCCAUACAGGGAUUGAACCUGCAACCUGGGCAUGAUUAGCACCACGUUCUAACCAGCUGAGCUGUUGGGGUCAAGAGAAGGCAAUGCUGAGACAGAGGGACAGAUAGUCUGACCUGGCAGAGGGCAGUUUCCUGCACCUCCCAAAGAAACAUAAUAACCAGUGCAGUGGUCAAUAGGCAGAAGCCUCAACUUUCCCAUGUAAUGUUCAGUUUUCCAGAAAAGAAUCUGAAGUCAAACUUCUGCCGUAAUCCUGAUGGUGAGCCUCGCCCUUGGUGUUUCACCACCAGUCCGACUAAACGCUGGGAAUUUUGUAACAUUCCUCGGUGCAGUAAGUAUUUGGAUGAUCAAUUCCAGGUUGAUGUGAUGAUAUAGCAAUAUGUUCGUUUUCCUUUGGCAGCGGUGGGAAUCCAACACUCAAGUAGAAGAAACUACAGUCCUUUGAUCUCACAGAGCGUGUGGUAGCUUUUUGGCAACCUCAAACAUUUCACAGAAUGGAACGAAUAUUCCACUUAAGGAAGUAGUAAAUUGGAUUGCUGCCUCUUAGGUGUCCUGAAGAUGCUGGCUUCAUUUGCUUUCUCUUUUCUGAUAUAGCAACACCCCCACCAACCUCUGGCCCAGGGCGCCAGUGCCUUGCGGGAAGAGGAGAAGACUAUCGGGGUAACGUAGCCGUCACAAUAUCGGGGAUACCAUGCCAGGCCUGGGCAGUCCAAGAGCCUCACAAGCAUGCCAGAACGCCAGAGAACUACCCUUGCAAGUAUGUUAAACUAUAGAUCCAAUAUUGUUAUCUCAGUCUUUGAGACUAGAAAUGCCUUGCAGUAGGCUUGUCAUCUCUCUGGUUUCCUAAAAAUAAGUGCAAAGUUGUUCCAGCAUCAGUUGCCUUCAUGCAUUUUCUGUUUUAGGCAUUUAGAAAAGAACUAUUGUAGAAACCCGGAUGGAGAGAACAUGCCUUGGUGCUACACCUCUGAUCCACAAAAACGAUGGGAAUACUGCAAUAUUGCUAGCUGUGAUGGUGCACCGGAAGCUACUGGUAAGAGACGCUGCAUUUGUGCAUCUGCAGUAGAUGUGAGCAGAACAAGCCAUUUUGAUAUUAAAAAAACCCAAUCUGGCUAUGAUAUCUGGGUUUCAUUUUAAGAAGAGGCGACAAGCAGAUGCAGAGUAAAUUCAACCCUUUGGGUAGUUCAUUAUGUAGAUUUUUAUCUGUUGCAUCUGUUGUUCCUAUCUGCAUGAGGAAUGGGCUGAGUCAGAAUUGUAUAUUAACUGAAUAAAUUCCUUCUGUUCUUGGGAUUGGCUUGCUUCCCAGGCAAAAUUCCUAUUGAAUUCGUAGGAACUUUUUUUCUGAACACAUGCAUUUAGGAUAUUUGCUUUGAUCUAUACUGUAAAGCAGGAUGCAAAUCAAAUCCACAAGAAAUAAAUUAGGAUUGGGCUGUCAAUCUGAACAAUAUUUUGCAAUAUAAAUCUGCAAUCUGCAACAAGAAGGCUAUUGAUCAUUGACAAAAGGUCCAGAUGCUCUUAAGUCACCAUUUCUUUUCACUUUGCCUUGCUUUCUUGUAGCCUUUCUUGUAGCUUCAGAGAGCCUACAUCAUUCUAUCAUCAGGAUGUAGAACCAAAGGCCCUCUAGCAUAUCUUUCAGGUGCCCUGGAAAAAACGGGACAUCCUGGGUUUUCCCACGAGAUCUUGGUGGGCAUUUUGGCUACCACAAUCUUGUGUGCUCUCCUGAGGUCUCACCCCAAGAAAAGCACUUGGGGUGUGUGCAAAAAAUAUGCUUAUUUCUGUGGCAAUUUUGUUUUAAUUUAGCUGCAUCUCCUUCUGUUGCUGAGCAAACCGAACUUGUUGAUGACUGCUAUCAAGGCACUGGCACAAGUUACCGGGGUACAAUGGCCUUGACCAUCUCUGGAAAGAAAUGUCAAGCAUGGAACGCUAUGACUCCUCAUGCUCACACUAAAACCCCAGAAGCCCUACCAAAUGCGUAUGUUUGCCUCAACUUUCCUCAGACAUUGUGACAUUUUUGUGUGUCUAGCAAAUCAUGUAAAAUGUCCCUACGUAUAGGUCAUGUUAAACAAGAGUCUUUAGGUGAGUGUCUUUUGAUUUGAACUCUUCGAACUCCUCUUGGCAUUACAAACCCGGGUUCUGGAUUUGUUCCACUCCUUGCCAGUCAUGUGAAAUUUCAUGUGAAAUCAAGAACAAACCUUGCCUUGACAAUGUGGUUUGUUUGGAAUGAAACAAACUGCAAUCCCAGGUUUGGCUAUUAUGCUAGGCUGGGAAUUGCUGUCCCUGCUCGUAUUAGGGGAUGAGAGAAAUGGGAACCUUUAACCUUUAAGCAUGGCUUACUGUACCGUGCAAAAACAGCCAGUGUAGGCAGUGCUCAGCUAGAUGGACUAAUGGUCUGUCGUGAUAUAAGACAACUUUUUGAAUAAGAAUAUCAACUGUCCUAACCAUAGGCUGUUUAAUAGUUGAUAUCCUUAUUCAAAUAAUUUUUUGAAAAAUUCGCACAUGUUGGAUAUAUUUUGUUAAAAGUGGUACAAUGUCUCUGUUGGGGCAAGGUCUAUGGUUACAAGUGAUGUCAUUAGUUUAGGAAAAGAAAGACCUUUGGAUCAGACCAAAGGCCCAUCUUGUGCAAUAUUCUGUUCCUAGAAAUGGCCAACUAGAUGGCUUCUGGAAGUUUAUAAGAAGAGUAUAAAGCAUCAGUCACCUCAGUUGUAUAAUUAUUUUAUUUGUUUAAAAACCACAACCUGCCUGAGGCAUCUUGCAACAAAUUAAAAGAAAUCAAUCAAAUAACCAAUUACAAAACCAGCUUAACACAUACAGCAGAAACCCAGAAACGUUGCAAUGCAGCAACAAUUCAGACCCCCCCCAAACAGGUUUAAGCAGUUAUAGAAGCCUUAAAAAAACAGGUUACUGUAAGCCAGGGGUGAGGAGUCUGUGCCCCUUCAAUUGUUGAUAGCCUACAACUCCCAACUCACAGCUGUACAUGGAGGUGCAGGUUAAUUCUGUGUCCAGGGCAGCUGUUUACCAGCUCCAUCUAGUACGCAGGCUGAGACCCUACCUGCCCGCAGACUGUCUUGCCAGAGUGGUGCACGCUCUAGUUAUUUCCCGCUUGGACUACUGCAAUGCGCUCUACGGGAGGCUACCUUUGAAGGUGACCUGGAAACUUCAACUAAUCCAGAAUGUGGCAGCUGGACUGGUGAUUGGGAGUGGCUGCUGAGACCAUAUAACACCAGUCCUGAAAGAUCUUCAUUGGCUCCCAGUAUGUUUCCAAGCACAAUUCAAAGUGUUGGUGCUGACCUUUAAAGCUCAAAACGGCCUCGGUCCUGUAUACCUGAAGGAGCGUCGCCACCCCCAUCAUCCAGCCCGGACACUGAGAUCCAGCACCGAGGGCCUUCUGGCGGUUCCCUCACUGCGAGAAGUGAAGUUACAGGGAACCAGGCAGAGCGCCUUCUCGGUAGUGGCGCCUGCCCUGUGGAACGCCCUCCCAUCAGAUGUCAAGGCAAUAAACAACUAUUUUACUUUUAAAAGACUUCCCUGUUUAGGGAAGCUUUUAAUGUCUGAUGCUGUAUUGUUUUUUAUAUUUGGUUGGAAGCCGCCCAGAGUGGCUGGGGAGACCCAGUCAGAUGGUCGGGGUAUAAAUAAAUUACUACUACUACUACUACUACUACUACUACUACUACUACUACAAUAUCAUCCCUGAUCAUUGACUACGCUAGUCCAGUAGUAUUUGGAGGGUCACAGCUUCCCCCAAAACUACUGUAUUGGUUGGUAUAGCUCAGAAAUGCACCAUUAUAAUGAGUAACCAGGCACAUUACCCUGGGAGCAAGACAUCAUUGAAUCAAAUGAUAGAAUCCUAAGUUUCCUAACCUAUUAUAUUCAAACUGUUUUAAAUGUUAUUCUCACCCUGGAUAUUAUAUAGAGUUUUGUAUCUACAUUUAUAGGGACCUGAGGAAAAACUACUGCAGAAACCCAGACAACGAUAAGGCUCCCUGGUGUUAUACUACUGAUCCCAGUACAAGAUGGGAGUUCUGUAAUCUACAAAAGUGUCCUGAUCCUGCACAACAACAACAACAGCCACAGCCCACAUUGUCACCAAACCUUGGUAUGACUGCUUCCCUCAGUGCAGACAACCAGCCCAGAGUCACCUUUAUAUAGAAGUGAUAUGGAAUUCAGUGCAGUAAAGAUUAAAUAAUUUAUUUUGUGGCUACUUUAAGUUACUAUAGGAUUGCAAUACAGUGGUACCUUGGUUUUUUAGCAUCUCGGAAGCCAAACAUUUUGGGUUUUGAAUGCCAAAACCCCAGAAGUAAUUGCUUCCGUUUUCAAACACACCUCGGAAGUCGAACGGCUUCCACUGCAUUUUUAAAAUUUUUCUCCAUUGACUUUGCAGUCCACCCUUUGCGCCUCAGUUGUCGAAAGUUUUGGAAGUGGAACAGUCUUCCGGAAUGGAUUAUGUUUGACAACCGAGGUACAACUGUAGAGAAAGGUGCCUCUAGGGUUGAUCUUUUUUUCAGUUCACUAGGUUAACAUUCUUUCUGCUACAUUUUAGACCACAUUUGUUGUCCGUUAAAUUCUAUAGGUCUGGGGGGCAGGGGGCAGGAUAUAGGAUAGAUUAUAUUUCCCUAUGCUGUUUUGGACUUCAUUCUAAAAAAUUAGUUCAAUACUGCAAGCAAAUUGGCACUGAAGCAUUUGUGUACAUGUUAUCAGAAGACCAUCAUAUAGGCUUUCAUUAUCUCUUCUACACAGAUGAUCUCCAGGUCUUUAAGGAAAUUGUAGUGAUCAGUAGUUAUAAGUUACUAAUCUCUGUUUUCUGAGGCCUUAAGCAAAAUAAACCAAAUAUAUGGUAGUCAUAUGUGAUCAUAGAGGUCUGAGGUACUGGUUUCAAACCAAGGUCUGACCCAAAUGGUCACAGAAAUUGAAGGAUAUAUAUUUGAUUGAUAAAUUGAAAUAGCAGCAUAGCAUGAACCCUGAUACCAAAGAUACAGAAAAUACAGAUACCCACAAAAUAACAAAGACUAACUUAGCCAAGACUAGAAUACUUUACCAACACUCUUGGUCUCCCAAGUUUGCUGAAGGUGUCAGUCGGGAGAGUACAAACUUAAAGGAUAGACAAAAAGGGCCUGAGGGGAACUAAAUGUAACUGUGAGGUAGAUGAUUCAUAUAUUCUUGUCUAGUAACAAGUGUCUCUCUCCUCAGUCAGUCAAAAGGCUUCAUAGCUAUAAUUAUCCAAAACCCUAUGUCUGGUGAUGCUCCCAAUGACAGCAUUGCUGAAAAAUGUUAUUCCAAUUAGCAAACUGGCCAUGUAAGUCCUUGAGACGCUGGCUUGGGAUAACGCAGGUGCAGUAAAUCUUGUGUCUGCCAGCAAUUAACUGAAAGAGAGAAAACUGCUUUCUCACGAUCCCAGAUCUAACUGAGAAGGCUUUCUUGACAAACCAAAGUUUUACACUUUAUCUGGAAUCAAAGUCUAAACACAGGACAGAAACAAAGUCCCCACAACACAGAAAGAGCUACAAUUCCCAGGUUUCCUGGGCAAAGGGGGAAUGACUGUUAAAGCAAUUUAAACCUUUAGUGGAAAUAUGACCUGUGUAAGAAAAGCCCCCAACCACCCAUUUUUAUCUCUCUUUAAAGACUGUAGGACCGGUUAUGGUAAAGAUUAUCGUGGAAAGAUUGCAGUGACAACAACUGGCAAGACUUGCCAAGAGUGGCGUUUGCAGACACCUCAUAAGCACGAUUUUUUCACACCACAGACUCACCCCCGUUCAGGUCUGGAAAAAAAUGUAAGUGGCAUUAUGUAGCAGGUAGGAUGUGUUGUGAAAUGUAAAGAAACAGAAAAUACCAGACAAGGCUUAAGCAGGAUUGACCUUAUGAAAAAUGUCCCCAAGCCUCCUGAUCUUUUUCUUCCCUUUCAUAUGCUCCCUUUUCAUUUCCCCACUAAUUAUUCCCCCUUUAUUAUCCCAUUCUUUUGCUAAAUGUCUAUCAUGUUUAGCUACAUUUUUAAAAUGUUGUAGUGGUUUGAGUGUUGGGCUAGGACUUGGGAAACGAGGGUUCAAAUCCCAGCAUAGCCAUGCAGCUCCCUGGGUCAGUUAUUGUCUCUCAGCCUCUCAAGGUUGAUGUGAUGAUAAAUGAGGUGGGAGAGAAUUAUGCACAACACUUUGAGCUACUUGGAUGAAGGGUGGGAUACAAAUGUACCAAAUAAAUAAUGUUAUUUUAUCGCAUAAACUAAGUUUGAAACAAGAUAUUGAAAUUGGUUUCUAGAGAGCCAGUUUUAUGUCUGCACCAAAUCCAAGUAGCUUUUGUACUGUAAACAUAGUUACGUUCUUACAGCUUCUAUGGAACUGAAUUUUUCAUUUUGGUUGCAUUUUGAAAAUAGUAAAGGACAUAAGCCCUAGCCGGUGGCUGAAUGAGGUUAUCACACCCAUGAACAUACAAAGAUUGCAGAUUGAGUAGUUCUGUUUUUGUUGUCUCCCCCCGCCUCCCCAUAGUAUUGCAGAAAUCCGGAUGGUGAUAUUAAUGGCCCUUGGUGCUAUACCACAGACCCAAGCAAAACAUGGGACUACUGUGAUGUCCCACAGUGCCGUAAGUAUGCUUGUAAUGACUUGUCAGCUUUGUUAUAUUUUAUUUUUUAUAUUUUAUUUUAAGUGUUUAUUUUUAAGUGUUUAAACGUUUCUAUUUCAAUGUUGUUUUAGGCUGGAACUAGGUCUGCUGCAGUUCGAAAGCACCCCUAAGUGCAAGUAGAUAAAUAGGUACCACUUUAUAGCGGGAAGGUAAACAGCGUUUCCGUGUGCUGUGCUGGUGCUGGCUUGCCAGAGCAGCUUCGUCACGCUGGCCACGUGACCCGGAAGUGUUUCCGGACAGCGCUGGCCCCCGGCCUCUUAAGUGAGAUGGGCGCACAACCCUAGAGUCGGACACGACUGGCCCGUAUGGGCAGGGGUACCUUUACCUUUACCUUUUUAGAUCUGCUGCAGGAAAUGGCAGGCUCGUGUUGAUUUUGCUCACCUCUCCCCAUAAUGUGUAGCUCUGGUAGCACAUAACAUGAUCUCAUCUUGGCAUGGUGCCAUUUAUUCUGACUCUGUUAUUGACAGCUGCCACGGUUGGGGAACAUCUGAUAUGAUAAUUUAAUGUCCUACAUGUCUAUCACUAGACAUUAGUGGAAAAGAAGGCUGGAUGUCUGCAUAAGAUAGCAGUCCUUGCUGUUGUUGAAAUGAAUUACCUCCAGUCUGUUCAAGCUGUUCCACAGCUAGUCACUAGGCAAUUUAGGCUUCAUUGGAUUUUCCUUAACCCUAGCAAUGAGCUGAAGGUUUAGGGUUGGUGUAGGAACUAGAACGGGAUUAUGUUCAACAGGGAAUUUGUGGGAGAUUAAUGGUUUUCAGAGUUGCAUACAAACAUGUCUCAUUAUGGUGUCCAGGUGCAAGACAGGGCGCGUGAACCUUUCAUGGCUGUGUAAUGGAAGGCAUUUCUCAUGAAAACUACACCUGGUGAAAUUUCCUCUUCUAUGCAACUAUUGAAGGUGCACAAGCCAUGUCCACUUUUGCAUCUGACCACUCGGUUUCCCAAAUUAUGAAGACCUGUUGAGGUGUUUAUAAUCCUAACAUUCUACUAUAUUUCACGUUUCCUCUGUGUCUCUUUCAUUUAUUCUUCAGCUGCUGAGGAAUAUGAAUGUGGAAAAGCCAAAUAUAAACCAAUCCUUUGCUUUGGACGGAUUGUUGGUGGAUGUGUUUCAAAUCCCCAUUCUUGGCCCUGGCAGAUUAGUCUUCGAGUAAGGUAUUAAAACCCACAAUCCGUUGUGCUACACCAAUGAUGGGAAACAUUUGGCCCUCCAGAUGUUGCUGAACUACAACUCCCAUAACUCAUGACAAUUGGCCAUGCUGGCUUGCAUGAUGGGAGCUGAGAUCCGGAAAUAAAUGUUCCCCACCCCUGGGCUACAUAAUGUCCCUCAAGUGUUUGUGUUAGUGAGGGAAGUGGGAAAGAUGCAUGCGUUGGUGCAAGGAAAAAAUUGGUAUAAAGAGGAUAAUUCCUGGAUGCCAAGAUCAAAGCUUGGGGCAAGUACUCUUUGGUCAGAGAACCCCAGAAGAUAUUUAAAACCACAAAAUAUGCUGCAUUGUAAAAUAGGAAAUAUAAGCUGUUGGACCUUUAAAAUAUCCCCUUGUAAGUUCCAAAACUUCCUUCUUCCCCCAACAUAGGAAAAGACCACACAUUUGGUAAGUUAAAAAUUGGUUUACUUACAAACGCUUUAAAGGUCUGGUUUAUGUGCUUUUCCAUGCAGCAUUCAUAAAAGGUUGCACAGACAUUUAAACUUAGUUUGGUUCUGAAGUGGUGAAAAUUCCUAAAUUAUUAGUAUUGGAACUCAGAAAUGGCUAAAGAGAGCCAUGCAGUUUGAACUGGAGCAACCAGCUCAGAACCUCUUCACACAUUGAACUUCUUAGGUAGACUGAGAACAAAAGCUUGAUUAUCUGGUUCUUCCCAAGGUGAGAGGUAGUGGGCAGCACAGCUUACUCUAUGGUAUUAACCCUUUCAUGCAUUAAUUAGACUUAACCAACCUCAUAUAACCAACAUGCUUAUCUGACAGUAUAUACAUGUGCUUGAGAAAAGUAAGUUUGAAGUGAAGGUUUCAGUGGAAAAGCUUCAGACUUUUUGUAAAAUUCCUUCAACAUUUCAAUAUGCUUAAAGGAAACCACAUGGACAAAAGUUAUUGAAACCAUUAAAACCAACAAACUUUUGUAACUCAAACUCUUUGAUUUCAAUGGGUCUGCUCCAAAGAUGGUUUAGUUGGCAUCACUUAUACUCAUCAUUUUUAUCAAUAAGAUCACUGUGGGAGAGAGAGCACAUGUUCACACAUUAGAAAAAAAUCUGUGUUAUGUUGAAGCAAAGCUGGAGAACCUCUGACCCUCCAGAUGUUGUUGGAUUCCAUUCACCUCAGCCAGGAUCACCAAUGGUUAGAGUGAUGGAAGCUGUAAUCCAGCCACCUCUGGGAGGCCACAGAUUUCUCACUCUUGAGUUAAAGGCAGUAUUGUUUGCCAGCCUUUGGGGGAAAUUGGGAUACACCCACCCACCUCUGUUAUUUAUAUUGCUCCCUUUAAAGGUUUCCCCCUUCUGAAGACUUUCUAAUAAAAUAGAAGUAAUCAAACAAAAAUAACACAAUGUAUGCAAUAAAAUAAUGACAGUAAUAGGAUCUGAAACAGCAAGUGGUAGAACAGAUAAAAACAAAUCAUCAGAGGGGAAACUCAUAGUUAAAAUGCCUGGGAGCAGCAGGAAUACAACUAAUCUGCCUUUACUUUCUUUUCAGGUCCUUUGAUUUGCAUUUCUGUGGAGGCACCUUGAUAGCUCCGCAGUGGGUUCUGACAGCCACCCACUGCUUAGAGAAGUAAGCCAUUUCAAAGUGUUGGUGCUACUUUCUCUGAGCACACAAGCAACACAAUGGGUCUGCCAUGUUGCAAUGGACUCUCUUUGGACACAUUUACUGUUCCAUGUUUAUUUUUUGUUAGAGGCAUUUAUGCACCCCCAAAGCAUGCGGAUAAUAUUGACUCGGUACAAGGCAGCUUCUUACAUUCCCCUUUUAUAAAUGGUUAGUAAUCAUCACCUGGUGGCCAAUUGUGUUGUAGAAGAAGAGAAUCAAUCACUGGUUCCUAGUUGCUAGGAUUGUUAUAUCCUGCUGUUCCCUGUUUCUCACUAGUGAGAAGUUUUGCUUCUAGCAUCUUAAUCUACCUGUAGCUGGGCAGGACCAACUUACUACUUUUGCACCUGCCCAUAAGCUCCCAAAUUGUACCUGCCAUCUUGGCUGUAAAUUUCACUCCCUGUGGUGUGAGAUGGUGACAAAUGCAUAGCUGUAUGGUGGGUUGGAUUGACGCUGGAGGCAAAGUAUGUGCUUCAGUCGCCCAGUCUCUAACUUCCAAAGAAUUCUGCUCUCUUCAGCCAUAGUGAGCAGACCUGCGCCUUGGUUAUCUGGAGAUGCCCUUACACAAUGAAUCUGCCUCUUGCAGGUCAUCAAGACCUUCAUUUUACAAAGUGACACUUGGGGCACACACGGAGAGGGCUACUGAGCCAUCUGUACAAGAGCGAGAUGUUGAAAAAAUAUUCAAAGGACCAAAUAGGGCAGACAUUGCCUUGCUGAAACUAAGCAGGUAUCCCUUUGUGUUAUAAUUUUAAUAGUCAUGUUAUUGACCAGUUCUUAUGUUGUGAUGUGAUAGCUAUUGAAGUGGUUGUGUGAAGUGCCUCCCACAGUGGUUGGGGAGGGUCAAAUCACAGUACGGAGCAGGGAGAAAUUUAGCUCACACUUUCAUGCAAACCUUUUCAAUGCAUACUCCCCAAAAUAAAUAUAUGAACCAAAUCACAGCUCUCCUAUAGAAUUUGCACUUGCAUGUUCAGGCUCCACACCCUCACUGCUCCUCAGCUGGAUAGGAGGAACUGACACAACACAGCUUAAUUGGGUGAUUGGCCACAGAUGUAAUAGGUUUGGCAUAGGCAUUGGGCAUAUGAAAAGGUUUUGUUUUUGUUUAAAAAAAUGUAUUUAUUGAAAGAAAUAUACACUAAAAAAAUUGGGCACAUUUUCACGAGCACUUCUUAUUUUUUAAAAUCACAAACUGAUGCAAAAUGUGAACUUAAGAGUGGAAAAAUGAGAAACUGAGACAAACCAAGAUUACAGAUUUGCCCACCCCUAGAUCACCAGACCAUGCCUCUCUCUCUCUUUUUUAAAGUAUUAUGUUAACUUGAUUGAAAUCACUAACAGCAGUGAAUGCUUGUUUUAAUCAAAUUGCUUUGCACAUGGAAUGAUAUCCACCUAGUUCUGUGUUUUAAGCAACCACCUGUUGAAGCAAUAAUGAUUUGUCCGCAGUAUAUCUUUGUGUUAUGUACACAUUUAGGACUAAUGGCCCUAAUUGCAGAUUUUCUUUUAGCAGCAACAUGCUGCAAUGAAUGUGAAUUGACACCUGUUCUAGCAUAUCUGGGGCUUCAGCUGCAUGAAGAAAUAAUGUAUGGUCAAAGUGUUCUAAUAUAACAAGGGUAAAAUCAGUCUUGAUAUUUAAACAACAGCUAUCAUGGUGUGAUGUUUGCUUUGCAACUUGCCCUAUUCAAAUAAAUGCCUUCAAGUUAAAUGCUGGACUCAUGCCACGUUCCUAUGCUUUAGGUGGAUAGACUGCAUAAAAAGCAGUAGAUGUGCCUUUCCAAAAUUGAAAGGGAGGUUCCAAACAAGAUCAGCUGUUCUAAAAACAUCGCAUCUGUCUUCACCAUCAGAGCUUAACUCUUUUUGCUCGGGAGCAGUACUUCCAUCCAAGUAAACAUGUGUAGGACCAGGAUACAAGUAAGGCUUACAGGGAAAGCAUUUGAAUUGAAUAUUUCUUAGUUCCAACUUCCAUCACUUUUGCUUGCCCGAGACUGGGAAAAGUCGAGCAUUGAUAAGGACAGACACAUUUGGGAACAUUAGACUUCUAGAAAUGCAUUCCUUAAAAAAAAAAAGAAGUUGCCUGAAGGUUCACAACCCAGCUGGUAGCAAUCAGGAUAAGUGGAAUGAUGAAAAAGAACAAUGCCAAACCUCUUGGAAAUGUUUGUUUCAGCCCUGCCGUGAUCAACGAUAAGGUAAUUCCGGCAUGUUUGCCUCCAGCCAAUUCAAUGAUAGCAGGUGGAGCAGAAUGUUAUGUUACUGGAUGGGGUGAUACAAAAGGUGAGUAAAUUUUGAGCAGCUAAGUAUCCAAAGUAGUUAAGGUUGUGUCGUAUUCCAUUAUAUUAUUCUAAUCUCCAUGCUUUUGAUUUUUUACUUUCUUACACAGGGAUAGGGUUGCCAUAUUUCGAAAAGUGAAAAAUUGUUGAGCUUUUUUGCAAAAUCUACCCCCCCCCAAAAAAAACCAUUUUUUGAGCUACUUUUUAUGAAAUUCACCCUUUGUCCAGAUUUUCCUGGACAUUUCAGUGAUUUUUGCCCAGGCACUUUUUACACGGACCAAAUACUGGCUAUGUCCAGUAUUGAAAGCCUGCCAGCUUGGCAAUUCUCCUAGCUCUACUGGGACAUAAAAAGAGAAAAUUAAAGGCUACCACCCAUCAUUACAGCCUGUCACCAACCUUGCCAAUGUUUAUAUCACAAUUUAAUGUCUGUUUAUUUUCUUCCUUUCUCCCUUACUUGCAAAGGAACUGGUGGAGAAGGCAUUCUUAAAGAAACUGGCUUCCCUGUAAUUGAAAAUAAAGUGUGCAAUCGGCCUGAAUUUUUGAACAACAGGGUCAGAACCACCGAACUCUGUGCUGGGAAUAUUGAUGGUGGCACUGACAGUUGCCAGGUAAGAGAGUCUAGUGAUGGAAAUACUUGACAAUAAUAAUAAUAUAAUAAUAACUUUUUAAAAUUUAUAUCCCACCCAUCUGCCUGGGUUUCCCCAGCCACUCUGGGUGGCUCCCAAAAGAAUAUUAAAAAUGCGAUAAAACAUCGAACAUUAAAAGCUUCACUAAACAGGGCUACCUUCAGAUGUCUUCUAAAAGUCAGAUACAGUGGUACCUCGGGUUAAGUACUUAAUUCGUUCCGGAGGUCCGUACUUAACCUGAAACUGUUCUUAACCUGAAGCACCACUUUAGCUAAUGGGGCCUCCUGCUGCUGCCGUGCCGCCGGAGCACAAUUUCUGUUCUCAUCCUGAAGCAAAGUUCUUAACCUAUUUCUGGGUUAGCGGAGUCUGUAACCUGAAGCAUAUGUAACCUGAAGCGUAUGUAACCUGAGGUACCACUGUAGUUGUUUAUUUCCUUGACAUCUGAUGGGCGGGCGCCACAACCGAGAAGGCCCUCUGCCUGGUUCCCUGUAACUUCACUUCUCACAGUGAGGGAACCGCCAGAAGGCCCUUGGGGCUGGAUCUCAGUGGCCAGGCUGAAUGAUAGGGGUGGAGACACUCCUUCAGGUAUACAAUACAUCAGAAACAAUGGACUUUUGGGUAUUGCUUGGUGUAAGCCUUGGCUGCUCAACAUUCCAAACCCUCAUUAUGGCCCCAUCCACAUAAUACAUUUAAAGUUGUAUUUACAUUUAAAAUGAAUCCUGGAAAAUGUAGUUUAUGUCUUUGUGGGAAGGAGUUGGAGGUUAUUGGUUUUAGGGUAUUUUUUUGUUCUUGUUUUUAUCUUGUUUAUGUUGUGUACUGCCCUGAGAUCUACAAACAAAGGGUGGAAUAAUAAUAAUAAUAACAAUAAUAAUAAUAAUAAUGGUGCCAAGAGUUGCUAGGAGACCCUGGUUCCCCUUACAGAUCUGCAAUUCCCAGUGAUCCCUGGGAAGAGAGGAUUGAUGGUUACACUCUUGGAACUGUAGCUCUAGGGCUCUCCUGACAUUUGCUGUUAUGGGGAACAACCCUGCCUGCCCCUCCCUUAUUUAGUGAUACUGUGCUGUUAGGUCUUUGAACUGCAAUAAAGAAUUGACCUAAUGACCUAGUGAUAUUGUAGUUUUGUAUGCUAACCUUCCUUCCUAGGGCACUGCAUUCACUGGCUAUGCUGUGGGUCUGUAAUGGUUGCCAUAUCUGGAGCCGGGAAGGAAUUUGCCUGCAAACUGAUUAGCCCCAUUUGCAGGUUUUGUUUUCCCCAUAGCAAUAGUCACAACUUUGGUGGAUAAGGCAUUGGGGUGGAAUCCUUUAGUCUAACAUCAGACAGGAGGUGAAAUGGUGGUUCCCCCCCACCUCAGAAAAGGUGUGUUCACAGGGUACCUUGUGAGAGGGGUCUGGUUGGAAGUCUCUGUCCCAAAGCCAAGGCUGAUGGGCCACAGAGCUUCCUUCAGUAGUUUGGGGGGGCAUCCAUGUAGACCUUCAUCUUGCAAUGGACCCAUUAAUCCCAUGAGCAACUCUGUCAUGGCUCAGCCCCGCAUCAGGAGGAUGAGAGUGAUGAUCAACUCAAUACCUAAGUCAAAUCCUACCUCCAUGUGUAAUCAAUAAAGUUAUGGCCAAUUUUAGAAUCCCAGAACGUUGCCUUGUCCAGUUUGUUCACCUUUCUUAGGUUAGGCCUUGCUCCCUGAGGAGGGGUUGCUGCGAGUGUGUCUGCAUAUAUGAGUGACCUUGUGUGGGCACAGUCUCAGGCAAAAUAUAUCUAGUGAGAUCUGUUCAUUACAUGGUUAUGUUUAUUUCUGCUCUGUUUGUUCAUUUCCCUUUUUCAUUUGUAGGGUGAUAGUGGAGGGCCUCUAGUAUGUGCAGAACAAGGAAGAUAUAUCCUCCAUGGAGUCACCUCCUGGGGUCUUGGCUGUGCGCAGCCCAUGAAGCCUGGUGUUUAUGUUCGAGUUUCCCAGUUUAUUUCAUGGAUUGAAAAAACAAUGCGUGAAAACUGAAUUAUUUCACUCUUGUUGAAAGAAGCACAUACAUAUACAGAUGUAUCACACACACACACACACACACACACACACGAUUCAGGGUGCAAUGUUGUAAAAUAAAUUACAUGAUUGUAAAAAUGACCGAUUGGCUGGCUGACUUUCAUUACAACACGGUUUAUAUGCUGCAAAAAUUCAUUUGCAAUGUGCUUAAGCUUGAACAAUAAGCCAAACUGGAUGUGAUUUGAGUGACCCAUGAAUAGAAUUGGCAACAUUUUUAAAGGUCUAAUGUCAUCCAUAGGGGAAAACAUUCUAGUAUCAUACAAGGUGCCUGCAUUGAUUCAUUUGUGGGGCAAAUAGUUUUGAGGGCUUUAAAAAUGCAGGUUCUCCCAUGUCACCAUAACUACAGCUCCAUUUGCUACCAUUUGAUUGAAAGCUAUGACAAAUAAAAAUGAAAUGAAUUGUUCUUAAAUUUGUUUUGUUCAUGUUUUCUGAUCUACUGGAAACAAAUCCAACUGUUCUUUACCUUCAGUUAUUAGAUUAAUUAUCAAUAGAUAAUUUCACAUGAAUACAUAGUGAGGAUUAGAAACUCUCUAUACUGUGUAGUUGCCUCUCAUAACUGAGGUAAUGGGAGGGCCCAAUCCAUACGACACAUAUUGCAUCCUUUGCAGUGCAAAACAAGUGAUUUUAGUAUAUUUCAUUUGUUUUAUUGUUCCAUUUUUAUUCCACUUUUUAAAACCUUUAUUAAACUUUUUUGAAAAUAAACUAAAUCAAACC
Messenger RNA from Podarcis lilfordi (Lilford's wall lizard), 28086 nucleotides. The record is from the annotation of a GenBank genome assembly. NCBI's taxonomy places the organism in Eukaryota, Metazoa, Chordata, Lepidosauria, Squamata, Lacertidae.